CCAGCGGUUGCCUCCCCCACCAGGCGACAGCAGCCAGAGGGGGGAGGCAGAAGCGCCUCCUCCCCGCCGGGAGCCGGGGCUGCAGCGCAGGGGGAGGAAGGCGCCUCACCUAGCCCCCGAUGAGGGGCGGAUCAUGCCAUGGCAGCGCCGGCGAACGACAGCGGCAGCAGCACCCGGAGCCGGAGCAGCAGCCCCGGGAGCCGGGAGGGAGUUGGGGGUACCGCGACGGGAGCUCGCGACGACGGGGACGCGGCCGUCCGGGACGCCACCGCGGCGACCGCCCCCAGCCUCCCUCCGCUCGAGGACUACGAGUGCAAAAUCUGCUACAACUACUUCGACGCGGACCGGCGCGCCCCCAAGCUGCUGGCCUGCCUGCACACCUUCUGCCAGGAGUGCCUGAGCCAGCUGCAGCUCCGCGCCGCCGCCGCCGCCUCCAGCGCGGCCCCUGAGCGCGCGCCGCGCCCGCCACCCUGGCACGGCCCGCCCGGCGCCAUCGCGUGCCCGGUGUGCCGCCACCGCACGCCGCUGCCGGACAGCCGCGUGCACGGCCUGCCCAACAACACCAAGCUCGCCGAGGCCUUCCCGCUGGCUCUGCGAGCGGCGCACGAUCCCCUGCCCCAGGACCGGCUCCCGCCGCUGGCCUCCCGCCGCCCCGCGCCCACCGCCGCCCCGCCGCCAGCCCCCGCCCCGCAGCCCCCGCAGCCGGCGCCACCACCCGCUGAGGACGCCGCCCCCGCUCGGGGCCGCCCAGGUCUCCGCGCCCCGGGAGCCUACGAGAGCUGUCAGAACUGCAAGCGCGCGGCGCUCACCGCCGGCUGCGUGUGCGUGGUCUUCUCGUUCCUCUCCAUGGUGGUGCUGCUGUUCACCGGCCUCAUCUUCGUCAACCACUACGGUGGCGGCGGCGGCGGCGGGGGUGGGGGACCCCCCGGCAGCGGUUCGUCCCCCGGCCCCGCCCCAGCUACCGGAUCGCCCUCUCCCUCGCCCGUAGGACCCAUCUGUCUGUCAGUGGCUAGCAUCCUAGCGCUCUUCUCGGUGGUGGUCACCUGGAUCAUCUGCUGGCUCAAGUAUCGGCCCGAGGGGGCGGCCGCGGCCUCGGCAGGAAGCGGAGGCAGUGGCUCCAGGGCGCGGGCGGCCGCAGCUCCCGGUGGUGGUGGCGGUGGCGGCGGCAGGAGGAGCGAUACGUAGAGGGGCGGCACACCCGGUUCCCGGUGCAUCGCCUGCCCUGAGAGGCCCCAGAGGACCCGGCCUUGGGCUAGGUGUGCUGGGGUUUCUGCCUACC
Messenger RNA from Peromyscus leucopus (white-footed mouse), 1279 nucleotides. RefSeq names its product RING finger protein 225-like. The record is from RefSeq and is a predicted model, not a curated record. Lineage: Eukaryota; Metazoa; Chordata; Mammalia; Rodentia; Cricetidae. Gene Ontology annotation, molecular function: ubiquitin protein ligase activity. Gene Ontology annotation, biological process: protein ubiquitination.